UGAUGCUGGCGCUGCCCUGCACGAGCUCUGAAAACAGGGGCUCCUGCUGAGUCAUGGCUUGUUGUGGUCCAUUACUGAAGUACAGACACCACGAGAUAGAUUAUAUGUCGGGGACCUACAAGUGAGGCAUUACAGCAUGAAAUAGCCGCUCGUAGUAUUUCCAUAAAGAGAGGAAGGCAUACGUGUAGGAGUGGCUGUCCUACAUCGCAAUGAUUGCUGCGGCUUUUUUGGUCUUAUUGAGACCCUUAAGUGUUCAGUGCGUAUUGCUGCUGUUAUUGCUUUUGGUAGGAACUGUCGCCACGAUCCUGUUUCUCAGCUGCUGGCAUCGGAAGCUCCGUAAUGAGAACAUUCCCAUAAAAUCCGUGCUUACGAGGCGCUCGAGGAGUCGCGAAGCUGGUUUCCGGCCGCAUCAUUUUCGCUCUGAGGUAUGCCGUCACAGCCCACGUCACGCGAGGAGAAGCGCACGCGCGCGCGUCUCUGAAGAGAAGCCGCUCGUCGAGAGCGAGCCGGACUCGAGCCUGAGGAAGCGCAGGGUGAAGAAGAGAGUCCAGCCAGACUUCUAUCACUCCGUGCAGCUCACGCCGACACGCAAACCAAGCUCGGGGUCUGGGAACGCGUCCCUGCGCUGUUCUAUGUCUUCAUCGGCAGAUUUCUCCGAUGAUGAAGAGUACAGUGUGAAAUCUGGGUCGGUGUCGCCGGCACCGGGGGACACGUUACCGUGGAAUUUACCCAGACAUGAGCGCUCGAAGCGGAAGAUCCAGGGAGGAUCCGUGCUGGAUCCCGCCGAGAGAGCGGUGCUCAGAAUCGCAGACGAAAGAGACCGAGUCCAGAAAAAGACUUUCACAAAAUGGAUAAAUCAGCACCUCUUAAAGGUCCGAAAGCAUGUUAAUGACCUGUAUGAGGAUUUGCGAGAUGGACAUAACCUGAUCUCCUUGCUGGAGGUGCUGUCUGGUGACACGCUGCCGCGGGAGAAGGGCCGCAUGCGCUUUCACAGACUCCAGAAUGUACAGAUUGCACUGGACUACUUAAAAAGACGGCAGGUGAAGCUGGUGAACAUCAGGAACGACGACAUAACGGACGGAAACCCAAAACUGACAUUGGGAUUAAUAUGGACCAUAAUUCUGCACUUUCAGAUCUCGGACAUCCACGUGACAGGAGAGUCCGAGGACAUGACAGCCAAGGAGAGACUUCUGCUGUGGUCCCAGCAGAUGACCGAAGGCUAUGUAGGCGUCCGCUGCGACAACUUCACUACCUCGUGGAGGGAUGGAAGACUGUUCAAUGCUAUUAUCCAUAAGUACAGGCCUGACCUGGUUGAUAUGAGCAGAGUAUCAACACAAAGUAGCAGAUCCAACCUAGAGCAAGCAUUUGGUGUGGCCGAGCAGCUUGGUGUGGCCCGACUGCUGGACCCAGAAGAUGUGGAUGUGUCAUCUCCUGAUGAGAAGUCUGUUAUUACUUACGUAUCAACGUUAUACGACGUCUUCCCAAAAGUACCAGAGGGUAUGGAGGGCAUCAGUGCAAAUGAUGUGGACAUUAAAUGGGUUGAAUAUCAGAACAUGGUGAAGUACCUGAGCCAGUGGAUCAAACACAAUGUGACUGUUAUGUCAGACAGAAAUUUCCCCAGCAAUCCUGUGGAACUUAAGGCACUUUAUACGCAGUAUCUACAGUUUAAAGAGAAUGAAAUACCAACAAAAGAAAAUGAAAAGGCCAAAAUCAAGCAUCUCUACAAAAUGCUAGAGGUGUGGAUGGAGUUCGGUCGCAUCCAGCUCCCUCAAGGGUACCAUCCUAAUGAUGUGGAGAAGGAAUGGGGCAAGCUGAUCGUGGCCAUGCUGGAGAGAGAGAAGAGCCUGAGGCCUGAAGUGGACAGACUUGAAAUGCUGCAGCAAAUUGCAAACAGAGUUCAGCGAGACUGUUUGGCCGGAGAGAACAAAUUAGCAUUAGCACGGACGGCUCUGCAGUUGGAUGCGAAGCGGUUGGAAUCAGGAAUCCAGUUUCAGAAUGAAGCAGAGAUUGCUGGUUACCUUCUGGAGUGUGAGAAUUUAUUGAGGCAGCAAGUGGUGGAUAUUCAGCUUUUACUGGACGGGAAAUUCUACUUGGCUGAUCAGCUCGUUCAAAGGGUAUCUAAGCUCCGUGACGAUCUGCUGGCUUUGAGAACAGAGUGCUCAACAGUUUACAGCAAAGGACGCACUCUGACCUCAGAACAGACCAAGAUGAUGAUCUCUGGCAUCACGCAGAGCUUGAACUCAAACUUUUCUCCAAACUUCAGUGCCGGACUAUCUCCCGCGCUCACUCACGGAGGCCUGGUCACAGCGGGCGGCACCCCUGCGAUGAGCCCAGCCAUGACGCCCAGCAUGCAGCCUGCCUCGGUCCAGACUUACCUGAGCGGCAGAGGUGGAGGCGGAGGAGGAGGUGGAGGUGGUGGUGGAGGCAUGGAGCCCGGGGUCCUUCAGCAGCUCAAACACAUGCAGAUCCGCAAACCCAUACUCAAAUCCUCAUUCUUGGAUCCCAACUUGACCGAGGAUGAGGUUAAUCUGAAGUUUGUGCAGGAUCUGCUUAACUGGGUUGAGGAAAUGCAGGUUCAGCUUGAUCAAGCAGAAUGGGGAUCUGAUCUGCCAAGUGUUGAAUCAAAUUUAGGGAAUCAUAAAGAUUUUCACAAAGCCAUCGAAGAAUUCCAGAUGAGCAUUAAAGAAGCCAAAAUGAGUGAGAUUCAGAUGACCCAGCCGCUGAAGCAGAGUUACUCUGAGAAGCUGAACAAGUUAGAAAGCCAGUACGGGAGGCUGCUGAAAUGCUCCAGUGAGAGGCAGAGACACCUGGAAAGCCUGUAUGAUUUUGUGUCCCGCGCCACUCAGGAGCUGAUCUGGCUCAAUGAGAAGGAGGAAGAGGAAGUGGCUUUUGACUGGAGUGAGCGAAACAGUAACGUUUCAAGGAAGAGAGAUUAUCAUGCAGAUCUCAUGAGAGAACUGGAUGACAAGGAGGAGGUGAUCAAGUCAGUCCAGGCGAAGGCAGAGAGCCUCCUACUGGAGAACCAUCCUGCCAGAUUGACCAUCGAGGCAUAUAGAGCGGCCAUGCAGACUCAGUGGAGCUGGAUCCUGCAGCUGUGUCAAUGUGUGGAGCAACAUCUGAAAGAGAACGUCGUCUACUUUGACUUUUUCAGCGAUGCCAAAGAGUCAUUGGAUUACCUUAAGAGCCUCCAAGACGCCAUCCACAGAAAGUACAGCUGCGACCGAAGCAGCAGUUUACAUCGGCUGGAGGAUCUCAUUCAAGAGUCCAUGGAUGAGAAAGAACAGCUCCUGAAAUACAGCAGCACAGUAGGUGGGUUAGUGGGACGGGCAAAGUCCAUCGUUCAGCUCAAGGCCCGCAACCCAGAGAACCCCAUCAGGACCUCCUUACCGGUCAAAGCCAUCUGUGACUAUCGUCAGAUUGAGAUCACCAUUAGCAAAGAAGAUGAGUGCGUUCUAGUGAGCAAUUCUCACAGGGCAAAAUGGAAAGUGAUCAGUCCAUCUGGAAAUGAGGCCAUGGUACCUUCAGUCUGCUUUAGUGUACCUCCACCCAACAAGGAGGCCAUGGAAAUGGCAAGCAGGAUCGAGCAGCUGUAUCAAAAUGUUCUGGCUCUGUGGCAUCACUCUCAUAUCAACAUGAAGAGCGUUGUGUCUUGGCACUAUUUGAUGACUGACAUCCGCACCAUCCGCAAAAGCACUGUAGCCUCGAUCAAGACCUUACUGCCAGGUGAUCAUGAGCAGGUGCUAAGCAGCCUGCAAUCCCACUUUGAGGAUUUCCUGAGGGACAGCGAUGAAUCUGAGGUUUUUACAGUGGCUGACUGUGCUCAGCUUGAAAAGGAGGUUCUGGCUUGUAGGGAGUACUACGAGGAACUACUUAAAUCUGCAGAGAGAGAAGAACACGAGGAGUCUGUGUACAAUCUCUUCAUAUCUGAGGUGCGUAACUUCCGAAUGCGGGUGGAGGGUCACGAGGAACAGCUUAUCCGCAAAAUACGUACUCCUCUAGACAGAGACGACCUGCAGGAGUGUGUGCUACGCAUCACCGAACAAGAGAAGAAGAAGGUAGAGCUGGAUCGAAUGAAGGAUGACCUGGAGACCCUGAGAGAGAAGUGUGAAGUUUUCCUCAGGCAAGCAGCUGCCACUCCAUCUGUCCCUACUCUUUCCUCCGAGCUCAACAUCCUCACUCAGAGUACGAACCAGGUCUACUCCAUGUGCUGCAUCUACCUGGAGAAGCUGAAGACAGUGAGUUUGGUGGUGAAACACAGUCAGAGUGCCGAAGCUCUGGUAAAGCUUUAUGAAGCUAAGUUAUGUGAAGAGGAUACAAUCAAUGCUAAUAUAAAAUCUAUCGAUGGGGUCAUGAGCACUCUUAAGCAAUGGAGGUCUGAAAUUGAUGAAAAUCGUGAGGUAUUCCAUGACUUGGAGGACGAGCUGCAGAAGGCACGAGUGGUCAGUGAGCGCAUGUUCAAAACACACAAUGAGAGAGACUUUGAUUUGGAUUGGCACAAGGAGAAGGCCGACCAGCUCAAAGAACGAUGGCAAAACAUCCACUCUCAGAUUGAAAACAGGCUCCGGGACCUGGAAGGAAUCAGCAAAUCACUUAAGUACUACAAAGACACGUACAACAGCCUGGAUGAAUGGAGCAAAGAAAUGGAAGCCAAGCAGCUGAAGGCCCAAGAGAAUCAACCUGAGGACAGCAAGGCAUUGGCCGAGUUCCUUAACCAGCAGAAAGUUUUGGUUGCAGAAAUUGAGCAAAAACAAAGCAAAAUUGAGGAAUGCCAGAAGUAUUCAGAGCAUUAUGCAGUUGGAGUGAAAGACUAUGAACUGCAGUUGAUGACUUACAGAGCCAUGGUUGACUCUCAGCAUAAAUCUCCUGUGAAGAGAAGGAAGAUGCAGAGUUCCUCUGAUGCCAUCCAGCAAGAGUUUAUGGACCUUCGUACACGUUACACAGCCCUGGUUACUCUGAUGACACAGUAUGUGAAGUUUGCAGGUGAAACCCUGAAGAGGGCAGAAGAAGAUGAGAGGUCUGUUGAGGAUGAGAAGAAAGAGCAUGGCGAUAAGGUUAACAAGUUGUUAAAUUGGAUGUCCAAUAUGAAAACGAAUCUGAACAAAGAUGGAAAGGCUCAAAGUGAUGGCAAACCCAACACUGAGAGCACUAGUAAGCCCCAGAUGUCACUGGAAGAGAUGGUGACAAAGAAGGAACAAAUUGGAGAAGCAUUGAGAACUACCCAGCUGAUGCUAACCAAGCACAGUGACAAAAUGACUGAAGAAGAAAAGCAAGAAGCAAAAGAACAGCUGAAAUCUCUUCAUCAGGCCUACAGUGAGCUCUCCCAACAGUGUGCAGAUGCAGCAUCCUCAGCCGAUCAGGCACAGCAGGUCAUCCAAGGAAUUCUGGAUGUCGAAAGUGGAGCUGUCAUGUCUGUGUGGUGCUCAGUGGACAAUGGCCUCAUCGACCAGAACACAGGACUUGGUCUUCUAGAGGCCCAGCUUAUAUCUACUGGACUCAUUUGGCCUGAACAGCACCUGUAUAUGGACUUGGAAGAAGCAUUCAAGAACAAACUUGUGGAUGACGCAAUGUGCAAGCAACUGCAGGAAUUGAACCAAGCUAAAAAAUGUCUUCAGAAUCUUCAAUUUGCUUUAGAACCCUUGCCAGUUGUAACAGCCCUAGAAAAUAGGGCUAUAUCUGAGCAAACAGCUAUAAAGAUAAUUGAAAUCCAGCUUGCAACAGGGGGAUUAAGACCAACAUACACUGGUAAUAUUCUACAUCUGGAAAGGGCUUUUCAACUUGGCCUGAUACCCGAAUCACUCUUUAUCCAGAUAUUGGAGAGGAAGGAUACUUGGAAGAACUUGAUUGACCCCAACACUGCAGAAAAAGUCACCCUUAGUCAGCUUAUACAGAGAAGCAUUGUGCACAAGCUGACAGGACUUCUUCUGCUUCCAGUGAAAUGUAGAAAAGAUGGAAAUAUAUCCCUGACAUCUGGGAAAGAGAUUAGCAUAAUGAAAGCCAUGCAUGAGGGUAUAAUUGAUAGAGAGACCAUGUUUCGGUUGCUGAGCACCCAGUUGUUUGCAGGAGGCAUAGUUGACCCUGAAACUGGUCGAAAGCUGACUGUUGAGGAGGCUUUAUCUGAAGGUCUAAUCGAUCAGGACACUGCGACUGAGAUACUGAGCCAUCAGGCUCAAAAUGGUGGCAUUGUUAAUCCUUGCAACAGGUUGAGACUCACAGUCGAUGAGGCUGUUCAGUGCGAUUUAAUAAGCUCCAGCAGUGCAUUGUUAGUUCUGGAGAGACAGAACGCCUUCAUGGGUCUUCUUUGGCCUAACGCUGGUGAAAUUCUCUCAUUCUCCAACUCUCUUCAGCAAAACGUAUUCACAGACAAACUGGAGUCUGAGUUGCUGCGAAACCGACACAAAAUAACAGCCUUGUACAUACCUGAAACCUCAGAAGUAGUUGACAUUGACUCUGCGGUGAAGAAUAAUUUAAUUGAGAAAUUUACAAAAGAGUUGUUAAAGACAAUAGAAAUCCCAGAUGUGUUCCCUGAUAUAGAUGAACUGAAUAACAGGUUUUCAUCCUGGCUGGUAAUGAAGGAGCUUCAAAUCGAUGGAUCUUGUUCAGCCGGUGAAGAAAUCAGUGAUGAAAACAGCACAAAUGCACCAUCUCCCUCUGAGGCAAAGCAGUUAUUUAUUUCCUACAUCAUGAUGAAUAGCUAUAUGGAUCCAAAGUCAGGCCAAAGACUGUUGAUCUUUGAUUGGCAGUUAAAUAAAAUGGCAAAAUUACUCUUUGAAACAGCAGAAUCAGAACAUGUAGACAAGACUAGCAGACUUCAUAUGAAUCUUUCAGAAGAGUGUCAACUGAAUAAUAACAUUUCUGCCGAUUAUAGUGCUUUGGGAGAAUUAAAAAUUUGUGAACCUUUGGAAAGCACAAAAGAAGAAGAGUAUGAAGAGGUGACAACUAGUGCAUUACAAAACUGCCUAAAAUCUACUCUACCAUCUGAAUCUGUUCUAAAUAGCAUAGAAACUAAUCGCAAAUGUGAUAUUUUCCCAGACAGUGUUAAACAUAUGACUGUAAUUGAAACUAACAAACUGUCUAAGGAUUCUACAAGUUCAAAAACAACCAAGUGCCAACCAGAAACAAGUGACAUAGCUUGCCCUCAACAGUCGAAAGCAAUACAGUUACCACAAACAACAACAGAAGAGGAGCAUGAAGUGGUGAAUUCUACAGCAUUACAAAACUGCCUGAAACCUGCUCUGCCCUCUGAAUCUGUUGUAAAUACCAUAGAAACAAAUCGUAAAUGUGAUAUUUUCCUUGGUGAUAUUGAAGAUAUGACUGUAAUUGAAACUAACAAUCUCCCUAAAGACAAGUGCCAAUCAGACAUAAGUGAGCCGUCGAAAGCAGUGCAGUUAUUACAAACAACCUUUUCUAUAGCAGCUACUGCAUCAAGUUUGUGCUCGAUGGAAGUGAAUCCUGAAUGUCAUGAAGCCAAUAAAGAAAAGGAAAGACAUCCAAAAGACUCCACACUAUUGUCCAGUGAAACAACCAGUUAUACAGAAAUGCCCUCUGAACUUUCACAUACAGAGGUUGUGUGGAAUGACAAACUUGAGAGAGAUUAUGCCAUCCAUCUUCUUAGGACACAAUUAGAGGAAGGUGGGAUUUUAGAUGUCACCUCUGGAAAACGAUAUGACCUUGAAACUGCUCUCGGUAAAGGCCUUAUUGAUGAAGGGACUGUCUUGGAAGUAGUAGCACUGCAGCUUCAAGAGGAUGGUUUGAAAGAAAAGGAAAAUUCUACAUUGUCAGUUCUGAACAUUUCUGUCAGUAGAGGCUGCAUCUCAAGUAAGGUAGCCCUACAGAUUAUGGAAAAGCAGAACCUUCUGGGUGGUUUCUAUGAUGCAGCAGCUGGAAAAACCAUUAGCAUUUGUGAUGCUUUAGAGACAGGUCUGAUUACUGAUGAUCUCAGCAGAAGUGUUCUCUCUUUAGAGGCAAUCAGGAAGGCCAUCACUGAUCCAGAGGGAAAGUGUGUGCUCAGUGUAAAUGAUGCUCACCAGUCUGGGAUGUUGGAUGAUGAAGAGGCUGAGAAGAUGCUACAUUCACACCAUGAUGAAAAGGAAGACAUCUUGGUGCCAGACUUUGCAAGAAGAGAUCAGAUAAGUUUGAGAUCAGAUGAAGCCACACAGGUAUCUAGAGACAUAGCAUGUGUGAGUAGUAGUCAGGGGUCUCUGUUACCCACCAUUAUUAACACACCAUCUAAAGGUAUUUCAACAAAAGACAAUAUGCUUGAUAAAGUUGCUGAGACUAAUGCAAUAGGGGAGAAAUAUGAUGAACAAUGUGCUAGUUUUAAGGCUAUAGAUUCCGAAAACGACAUAGUUGCUAUAGAUGAAGGAGAAAGAGGCUUCACUUUCAAAGUAAAUGAGACAGAGAGUCCACAUAACAGCAUGGACACUUUUGUUGGUGAUGAUUUUUGUAAAACUGCAAGUCCUUCACCAUAUGUCAGACAGGUGGCACAUUUUCAGACAACAGCGAGUCAGGUCAUUAGCCCUGUACAGAGUGACUCUGGGAUAUCAUGUUCAUCACAAAGUGAUAUCUGCUCUGAAGAAAGGAAAUCAGAAAGUGUACUUAAUCUUGAACAGGAGUUCAUAUCCAAAGUGGAGUUUGAAACAAAUGCAUAUUUUGACAAAAGGCCUUCUGAGGGCUUAAGUACUUCAAUACCAAUGGCAGAAGAUGUUGUACAAGAUACAAAACUCUCUGAACCACAGUCAAACUCAUCUUUAUGUUGCACAAUUGCUACUAUAGCAGAGGUGAAUUUAAGUACUGACGAUCAGCACUCGUUAGAUCAGAAUUUGCUGAAUGAGAAAGAGGAGAUGUCAUCUCAGACCAAUGUAUCACAUAAUGAUAAAUACUCUAAUAAUGUAAGCGAAAACCUAGAUCAUGAGCAUUCUGUUGAGGAUACAGGUUUAGUUCUGCUUAAUUCAGUGUUUAAUUCUGAAAAUAGAGUGAAGGAGAUGGCUAAAUAUGGGGACAUGACAGAAAUGUUCAGAAAUGCAUCACAAACAGAAGCUGAGCCCAGUGUGGUCUGUGCAGAAAGCAGUGUUGACUGUAAGGUAGAACAGAUUGAUGACAUUGAAAACUCUGUAGGUUUCAAAGGAUCUGAGGACACAUGUAGGCUCAAUGUGAUGAAUUUAGUUGGAUCAAAAGUAAAUUCUGAGCAGUUACCGCUUGAAAUUGUUACUAAUUCUAGUCGAGGUGAUUCAAGUGGAGGUAACCAUAACAUGCAGCACCCAGAUGAGCAGGGCAUCUUUUGUAAUCAUAUAGCUCCAAAGUCCACUACACAAGUGGAGUUGGGCAGAUCAUCUGAAUCAGACUUUACAAGUGACAAUGAUACUCAAGUAAAAGACUUGGUGGAAAUAGAGUCAUCCUCAGGUCAUUGUUUACAGGAUAUAAUUACAGGAUUCAAUGAUUCGCAGUCUGCACCCCAAAUUCCAAAUCCUUUAGUAAUGCUUGAUCAGAAUAGGGAACAAAGUGAAGACAUCUUAAGCCAGUGUCAAGCUGGAGAUACAGUGAUUGCUGAAGGUGUAUACCAAGAUGAUCUUCGGUUACCUCAUGUGGUAGUGAGCAAAGAAGAAUGUUUAGCAAAAUCAAAGGGAGGUGGUGAUUUAAAGUCUUUUUUAAAUGAGUUAAUCCAAAUGAAGAUGGAUGGAGCAAGCAUGGAUGAGACUCAAAAACAAAAAUGCCAAACCAUUGAUAGCAUCAUUGAAAUGAUUCAGCACCACUCUGGAAUCUUACGAACCGAUCAUUCAAACUCAAAUGAGAGAAGCGGGGAUCCUGAUAUCCUCUUGGAUUUGAAAAAGCAUGAGGAUCCAAGCAAAGCUCAGGAAUGGCCAUCUGAUGAAAGUCAUGAUGAACCAAAGCACCAAACUGAUUUACUGGAGAUGGUUCAGGGGAUCUCCAUAAACAGAGAUCAAGGAAUGCUCAAGGAAGUGGAUGCAAAGCCAAGCAUCCCUUUGGGAGUCACUGCCCUCAGAGAAGAAAGCAUGGAAGUUAAAAGCAUUGCUGUUCCAACCAUAGAUGAUGCUGCUGCAGAUGAUGUCUUCCAGCCAACUGACUCUAACCACCUGGUCUCUAUGGCAGAGGAUCCAUAUAUACAGCAAACAGACAUAGUCAAACCUAGAAGAUAUUCCACCCAGAAUUACUUGGAAUGUGUUGGGAGGCUUCAGGAUCAUUGUGAUACGCUUGAAGAUAUAAGAAGUGACUUGCAGACCAAGGGUCCAUUAGCAGAAGACAUUGAAGGGUUGCAUUGUCAGUUAGAGGAAGUUCAGUCUCUGGAUGCACAGAUUGCUGCUCUCCCUGACUUGCUUACAGCAGAUUUGAAUGUAGCAGAGCAACUUCUGAAUUCUGCUGAUGAACUCGUCCCCACGCAAAUCCACAAAGAUUUGGCCACAGUAUAUGUAGAUUUACAGAAUGCUUUCACAGAUGUUUGCCACUUGUCAGCUGAGCGAAAUAAUGCUAUUCUCCUAGCUAUUGACACAGUAAAGAUCAAUUUGGAAACCUUGUAUCAGGACUUACUAAGCUGUCUUGAGAAGGUCUCAGCUUGUAUGCAAGAUAAUUCUGAGAUGGCAUCUAAGCUUGAUAUCAAGGAUGCUGACAACAUAGGAAUAAUUAAUAACAAAAUUCAGCAAAAUAAGGACAUAGAGAAAGACUUAUCAGGAACUCGGCAGCUCCUGGAAGAUGCUGCUUUUGAUAUCCAAAACUUCAUUUCUGAGCAUGCACAGUUCCUGAGUCCCACUCACAGCAGACACCUUCUAAGGGCUCUCAGUACCACUCAGAGAUCCUUCAAAGAGCUCAUGGACAGAGUCUUCACUCAGAGACAAACUCUAGAGGAUGAGUUGGAGAUUCGUGAGCAUGAAACUCAGCAGCAGGUUGCUUUGGAGAAGCAGAGGGAGUUUUCAGAAAAGCUGCAGGAGCUGUUUGAUGAUUUGACACAGACAGAAAACCGCCUCAUUGGACACCAGCAGCAGGCUGCCAGUGCAAAGACAGUGGGAGACCUCCAGCAAUACCAACAAGAGCAUCAGGCUCUACAGAAAGACCUCCAGGCUAAUGCUAGUGCGCUCAAUGAAGUCAUCAGUAGCACAAAGAAGUUUCUGGAGGAGAAUCGCAGUAAACUCACACCAGAGCAGAUAUUGGCUCUUGAGAACAAACUGACGGAAUUAAAGAGCAAAGCGAAUAUGCUUAACCAGAAAGCAGAAGAGUCAAAGAAUGAUCUAGAGAAGGUUCUGACCAGCGCUAUCAAGCAGGAGACUGAGAAGGAGGUAGCUGUUGAACAACUCGAAGAGAGUAAAAAUAAAAUUGAGGGUCUUCUAGGCUGGAUCUCCAACAUUGGGAAAGAGAAAGAAAUGGGUGGAAUACAAAAGGACCAGAUGGUUAAACAGAAUGGAAACAUGCCUGAGUACACAUCAAUGAAGAAAAUCAUCGGAAAAGAUGAUCCUAAUGGAAAUGCAUUAGAUACUACAGAUAACACAAGUCUACAUGCUGGCGAAAAACAAGACGGUAAAGACCUGGAUCUGGACCAGCAGUUUAACAAGAUUCAAGCCCACCACCAGGAGAUCUUAUCCCAGCAGCAGGAUUUAAUCAUUGCCACACAGUCAGCACAAACCUUACUUGACAAACAGGCUCAGGUCCUGUCACCGGCUGAAAAAGACAAGUUACAGAGGGACAUUAAAGAGCUGAAGGGUCGCUACGAGGCCUCUCUCACACAGGCUGAACAGCAGAUGAAGCAGGUCCAGGCUGUCCAGGAGGAGCUUCAGAAGUUCAAGGGGGACUGUGAGGAGUUUGAGAUGUGGCUACAGCAGGCCCAAGGACAGAUGGAGGAGCUUGGUGUACCAGCUGCUGGUCUAGACACACUGAGCAACAAUCUACAGAGACAGAAGAGUUUCUCUGAAGACGUCAUCUCUCAUAAAGGAGACCUGCGCUUCAUAACCAUCUCGGGUCAGAAGGUGCUGGACGCAGCGAAGGCCUGCGAUCGCAGUGAAUCGGAAGGCCUGCCGAUGGUUGAUAUGUCCGGGACUUGUGCUGCAGUGAAAGAAAGGCUGGACUCUGCUGCUGGUUGCUACAAAACCUUGCAUACGCAGUGUAAUCAACUUGGAAACAACCUGAAAGACGUGGUGCAAAAGUACAAGAAGUAUGAAGAUGCCAGUGGUGCUCUGGUGAAGUGGCUGAAUGUCUCUGAGGAACAAUCCAGAAGGCAGCAGUCAGAGCCUAUUGCUGGAGAUCCUCAAACCUUACAGAGACAGCUGGAGGAGACCAAGAAUCUUCAAGGACAAACCACGUCCCAUCAGGCUGCGGUGGAUACACUGAAGAAAACAGCUGAUGCCUUGAUCAGCACAGAGGGAGACCUGCUGUCCAAUCCUGAGGAGAUUCAGGAGACAGUGGAUGACAUCAUAGAGCGAUUCGACAACCUGUCGAAGUCAGUGAAUGACCGAAAUGAGAAGCUGCAGGUGACUCUGACGCGCUCCCUGAGUGUGCAGGACGGCCUGGACGAGAUGAUGUCCUGGAUGGAGAAGGUGGAAGAGAGUGUAAAGGAGACACCUAAAAUGCCGCUGGACUCCAGCUCCAUUGCAGAUGCACUUAGCAAGGAGGCAGCUCUGGAGCAGGACAUAUCCAUCAGGCAGAGCAGCAUCUUGGCCAUGAAGGCAAAGGUGAAUAAGUUUGUGGAGAAUGCUGAGCCAGCCACUGCUGCCCUGCUCCAAACUAAGAUGGAGGGCUUGUGCCAGCGAUUUACUGACUCCUCUGAGCGGCACAAGCAUAAGGUGGCUCAUCUGGAGCAGCUCAGAGCCAAGGUUGAGCAGUUUGAGAAGACAUCUGAGAAGGUGCGUCAGUUUGUGCUGAAGAGCUCACAGGCUCUGUCCGAGACAGAUGGGCCGGGAAAGAACAUCACGGAACUCUCACAGCUCCUCCAGGACACAAAUGCAGAGUUAGUCGAACAUGCAAAGGACGUGGCAACACUCCAGAAACUGACUGAGGAACUCUGCAAGCUGGGUCCAGAGGGAAGUGCAGCUCUUCUUCAGAGCAAAAUGCAGAACAUCUCAGACAGCUUUAAUGCUUUUAAGGAGACAAUUACUGAUAAAAAAGAUGAGGUUUCAUCUUGCCAGAAGCAGCUGCAGGAGUUCAAAGCUGCCGCAGGGGUGUUAAUGAAAUGGCUGGAGGAGACAAAAGAGCAAGUGCCAGUGCUUCGGCCCAACUGCAGUGAACAGGGCCUGGGAACAGACCUGCAGAGAGUCAAUGGCUUACUGGACGAAUGGACUUCCAAAUCUCUUGCAGUCCAGGAUAUAAAUAGCAAAGGAUCUGCUCUAUGUAGCCUAAUCAGUGUUUUGACAUCACCAGCCAAAGCCAAGAUACAUCACGACUCGGGAUCAGCUGUCAGUAACGGUUCUGGUCCGGGCAGCCAUUCCUAUCUGACAAAUCAAGAGUUGAUGCUGGUACAGCAGAACAUGUCCUUCGUCAACAAUGAUUAUGAGCAUCUGGGGGAGCUCCUGAAGUCCAGGUCCUCUGAGCUCAGCGCUUUGUUGAAAAGAGUUCAAGGCGUCCAUGAUCAGGCUGAGUCUUUAUGUCAGUGGAUGGAAGACACAAAGAAGACGGCAGCAUCAAGUAACCAUCCAUCUGGGAAAGAUGCAGUAAAAUCACAAAUAGAGCAACAGAAGGUUUUUGAAGAUAAUAUGAAACAAAAGCAAGUGCAGCUCCAGCAGCUCAGGGAGAAUCUGCUCCGUUUAAUCGAGGAACACCCUGAUUCACCCGAGGCAGAAAAGUGGAAGCAUAUGCUGGCACAGAUAGAUGCAGGAUGGGAGGAGGUCAAGGGCACAAUGGAGAUCCGGAAACAGCACCUGGAGGAGUCGUCUCGUAUGCUGGAGCUCUUCCAGACGACCCAACCGCAGCUCUCGCAGUGGCUCCAGGAGAAAGAGCUGAUGAUGGGCGUCCUGGGGCCUUUGUCUGUGGACCCAAACAUGCUUAAAACACAAAAGCAGCAAGUCCAGAUUCUCCUCAAGGAGUUUGACAGCCGUAAGCCUCAGUAUGAGAAGUUAACUGAGGCCGCCACAGCAAUUGCCAGUGCGUCAGAGCAGCAGGAUCCUGCUGUAGAGCAGGUUAAAGAACAGCUGGCAUCUAUUUCCCAGAAGUGGCAGGCCCUGACAGGUCAGCUGUCUCAGAGACAUGCUCUCAUUGAGCAGGCUGUCGGUAAGACCACUCAAUUCCAGGAGCUCUUGCAAAGCCUCAGUAAAAGUGCCACUUGCCUGGAGACUGAACUUAAUAACCAGCAGGCUCUCAGCACCCAACCUGAUGAAGUCAAAAAGCAGAUUGAAGCCACUAAUGCUAUUCUGGCUCAGCUACGAGAGGAGAAGAAGAGGCUAAAGGAGGCAGAAAGCGUCUGUUCUGAGCUCUGUGCCAUGGUGACUGAAGAGUAUCUCAGAGCAGACUUGACAAAACAGCUUGAGGGCAUAACUAAACCAUUUAGACAACUUGAGGACAAAGCAGGAAAGCGGAUUGAGCAGCUCAACUCAGCCUUCGCCAGCUCCCAGCAGUUCCAUCAGACAUCAAAGGACUUCCAAGCCUGGCUGAAUCAGACUCUGCAGGAGCAGUGUAAGCCACAGUCCAUCUCUGCUAAUGAAGAGAAGUUAAAACAGAGUCUCACAGAGAACAGUGCUGUCCAAAAGGCCAUUAGUGAGCAUGAAGAACCUUAUAACACCAUCAUUAAAGAGGGAGAAGCUCUCCUCCAGAGCACAGAGGGAGCAGAAAAGGUGGCCCUUCAGGGACAGCUCUCUGCUCUAAGGUCCAACUGGGAUGAUGUGAAAAAAAGUAAUGCUGAACAAGCAGAAAAGCUUCAGGGUGCCUUGCAGAGGGCACUGAAGUAUAAGGAACAUUCUGAAAAACUGAGCUCAUGGUUGCAAGAGUGUGAAGACAGGGAGAAGAACGUGAAGCUCAGCGUGAACUCGGUGGAGAUCGAGGGCUCCCUCUCACAGUUGAAGGCCAUCCAGAAAGAUGUUGACAAGCACAGAGGGCAAGUUGUGAUGAUGAACACGUCUGCAGACAGCCUCCUGGAGGUAGCCACAUCAGAUGGCGAUUGGGUUAUGGAGGAGAAAGCAAACAUUGGUAAAAGAGUGGAUAAGCUGACAGAAGAUUUAACGCUCAAAAGAGAAUCAUUAGAAAAUAUAUCACAGAAGCUGAAAGAGUUCAGUGACUUACAGAAGGAAGCCAAAGGCCAGCUGGAGGCUGCCAGGAAACAGCUUGAUUCUCACUCUGCUUUGGGUGUCCAGGCCUACAGUAACAAGAACCUGACCAACAUGAAGGCUCAGCAAAACAGCUUAGAAGGUGCCCUCAACCAGAUUGAGCAUCUCAAAGACUUGGCAAAAAGUCUUGUGGUGAAUGCCUCUGAGGUUGAAGGUGUGACAGACCUUCUUCUUCAGGCAGAUAGCUUGGAAAAAGACCACGUGUCAAUUACCAAAAAGGUUGAGGAUGCUUGCUCCACCUUGGAGAACAAACUCCAGGGCAUUGGACAAUUCCAGAACAGCAUUCGUGAAAUGUUUGCAAACUUCACAGACCUGGACGAUGAGUUAGAUGGUAUGGCGCCCAUAGGCAGGGAUCUUGACACCUUACAGGAUCAGCAAAGUACCAUCAAAGACUUUGUUGCUAAACUUCAGGAUCUGAUGACCAACACGGCCAAUGGCAGAGACAGUUGCAAGAAGAUGCUAGAGUCAGAGGCCUCACCAGAUCUCCUGGGUCUGAAGAGAGACUUGGAAACCCUGGGCAAGCAGUGUGGAAAGCUGAUGGACCGAGCCACGGCUAGAAGACAACAAGUUGAGGAGACCCUCAGUCAUCUAGAGGAGUUCUACGGCAAGGCUCAAGAGUUUACCAACAAACUGAGCAGUGCUGAAAAACAAGAGGAGUCCCAAGGGUCUGUUGGAUUGGAAACAGAAGUCAUUAACCAACAACUGGAGGUCUUCAAGGUUUUCCAAAAGGACGUCAUUGAGUCACUGCAAAGCCAGUUGCAGGAGUUGAACACUCUGGGCCAGGCACUGAUCCAAAAUGCCGCCAAAGGCACCAGCACCAAAAAACUUGAUCAGGAUCUAGAGGAGGUCAACACCAGAUGGAACACCCUCAACAAAAAAGUUGCCGAACGAUCCGCACAGCUUCAUGAAGCCCUGCUGCACUGUGGCAGGUUCCAGGAUGCACUGGAGUCCCUUCUCAGCUGGCUCACGGACACAGAGGAGCUGGUGGCUAAUCAGAAGCCUCCAUCGGCAGAAUUCAAAGUGGUGAAAGCACAGAUACAGGAACAGAAGCUUCUGCAGAGACUGCUGGAUGACCGGAGAGCUACGGUGGAGCUGAUUAAGACGGAGGGACGGAAGGUGACCGACUUAGCUGAUACUGUUGAUAAGGAGAAGAUUGCGAGAGAGAUUGAAUGCUUGGGGCAAAGGUGGGACGACCUACUUAGGAAAGCUGAGAACAGACAAAAGCAGUUGGAGAAUAUUUUGGUGGUGGCACAACAAUUCCAUGAGACCCUUGAGCCUUUGAUCGAGUGGCUGACAGCUACCGAAAAAAGGCUGGCCAACUCAGAACCCAUCGGCACUCAGACAUCCAAGUUGGAGGAGCAAAUUUCCCAGCAUAAGGCUUUAGAGGAGGAGGUUUUGGGCCGUGGUAAGAUCUUGUAUCAGGCCAUGAGUCUGGGCCAGUCUCUACGGACGGUUAGCUGUGUGGAUGACAAGGAGCUGGUGCAGGCAAAGCUCGACAACACACAAAGCAGCUAUAUGGAGCUGCAGGACCAUUGCAGCCAGAAGGCCGAGUUAUUACAACAGGCCCUGGCUAAUGCGCAGCUCUUUGGGGAGGACGAGGUGGCCCUAAUGACCUGGCUCGAUGAGGUGCACGGCAAACUGAGCGAAGUCUCAAUUCAAGACUACACGACGUCCGUGCUCACUAAACAGCAUGCUGAGCAGCUGGCUCUUCAUGAAGACAUUGAGUUCAGGAAACAAAAUAUUGAACAAGCCAUUUUAAAUGGUUUAGAAUUGCUGAAACAGACCACAGGCGAUGAGGUUGUUGUCAUCCAAGGUAAACUAGAUGGGAUAAAGACGAGGUAUUCAGAGAUCAACACAAUGAGCAACAAUGUUUCAAAGACUCUGGACAAAGCCCUGUCUCUUGCCACAAAACUGCAAAACACACAUGAGGAGCUGAACUCCUGGCUGGAGAAAGUAGAGUCUGAACUGGCCAUGUUUAAAGCACAAGAGCCGGUCGGAGAGCAGCUCACUUGCUUACAAGAGAGGCAGAAAACACUGAUGAAGGAGGUUAAGGAUCAGAAGCCACUGGUAGACUCCCUUAAUGAAGUAAGCAGCGCUCUGCUGGAGCUUGUUCCAUGGCGAGCAAGAGAAGGCUUGGACAGGAUGGUCACAGAUGACAACGAGCGCUACAGAGCGGCCAGCGAUGCCAUUACACAGCAUGUAGACCAGACUGGAGCUGCCAUCUUAAAAUCCCAGCAGUUUGAGCAGGCAGCCAUGACUGAGCUUGAGUGGCUGAAGGAGGCAGAGAAGAAGUUGUCUUGCCUUGGAGAUGUCAGGCUUGAGCCAGAGCAAACCACAGUGCAACUGCAGGCUCAGAAGAGCUUCUCUAUGGACAUUAUGAGACAUAAAGAUGCCGUGGAUGACAUUGUGAAAACCGGUGAGGCCAUUAUGAACAACAAAGAUGAAGCAGAGAAGCAGGCGUUGAGGGUGAAGCUCCAGGCAUUGUCAGAGAAAUACAGUGUGGUUAGUCAGCUGAAUUCAGAGCGCUGUCUGCAGCUGGAGAGAGCUCAUUCUCUAGCUUGCCAGUUCUGGGAGACAUACGAUGAACUCUGGCCAUGGCUGCAGGAGACCAGGACUACCUUCACUCAGCUGUCCCAGCCAGCUAUCGAGUAUGAAGCACUUCGACAACAACAAGAAGAGCUGAGGCAAAUGAGGGAGCUGAUAGCAGAGCACAAGCCACACAUUGACAAGAUGAAUAAAACUGGACCUCAGCUGGUGGAGUUGAGUCCGACUGAGGGCGACCCUAUCAGAGAAAAAUAUGAGGCUGCAGACAAACUCUACAGCCAGCUUAAAGUGGACGUCAAGUACAGAGCUGCUGCCCUGGAUGAGGCUAUCUCCAAAUCUACUCAGUUCCACGAUAAAAUAGAUCCCAUGCUGGAGUCUCUGGAGCGCAUCGCCGAACGCCUGCGCCAGCCUCCAUCUAUCUCUGUGGAGCUGGAGAAGAUCCGUGAGCAGAUAUCAGAGAACAAAGCUGUGAAUGUAGACCUGGAAAAACUUCAGCCAUCAUAUGAGACCCUCAAGCAGCGAGGAGAGGAGAUGAUUGCUCGCUCCGAAGGAGCAGACAAGGACCUUUCAGCCAAAGCUGUUCAGGAUAAGCUGGACCAGAUGGUGUUUCUAUGGAAUGACAUCCAAGCUCUUCUGGAGGAAAAAGAGGCCAAGCUACUGGAUGUUAUGGACUUAGCAGAGAAAUUCUGGUGUGAUCACUGCGCUCUCAUCGUCACAAUCAAAGACACUCUUGAUCUGCUGAAAGAGCAGGAGGAGCCUGGAGUCGAUCCUUCAGUGGUUAAACAACAGCAAGAGUCUGUGGAGGCCUUUAGAGAAGAGAUCGACGGGCUGCAGGAGGAACUAAAUGUGGUCCAGAAUCUAGGGGCAGAGCUCAUGGCAGUGUGUGGAGAACCUGAUAAACCAGUGAUCAAGAAAAGUAUAGAUGAGGUGAACUCGGCUUGGGAAACUCUGAAUAAGACAUGGAAAGAGAGAGUAGAGACUCUGGAGGAAGCUAUGCAGGCUGCGGUGCAGUUCCAGGACAGUCUCCAGAACAUGUUUGACUCUGUGGAUAUUAUGGAAGGCAAACUGGAUUCGAUGUCGCCUGUGGGCACGGACCUGGAGACUGUGAAACAGCAGAUCGAGGAGCUGAAGGAGUUUAAAGGUGAUGCAUACCAGCUACAGAUAGAGAUGGAAAGGCUGAACCAUCAGGCCGGGCUGCUGCUGAAGAAGGUCAUGGAGGAAGCUGAUCGCUCUCCCAUCCUCGAGCCAAUGAAUGAGCUAAAAAUGCUCUGGGACAACCUGGAUAAAAAGAUUAUCAACAGACAGCACAAGUUGGAGGGAGCGCUGUUGGCUCUAGGGCAGUUCCAGCAUGCUUUAGAUGAACUUCUGGCUUGGCUCACUCAUACCGAAGAGCUGCUGAGUGAACAGAGGAAGGCCUGCGGCGACCCCAAAGCCAUUGAGAUUGAGCUUGCAAAGCAUCACGUGUUGCAGAAUGAUGUGCUGGCCCAUAAGACCACAGUGGAGGCAGUGAACAAGGCCGGCAGUGACCUCAUUGAUUCCAGUGCUGGAGAGGAGGCGCGAGGUCUGCAGAACAAGCUGGAGAACCUCAACCAGCGCUGGAAGACUAUCCUGGAGAAGACCGAGCAGAGAAGACAGCUUCUGGACAGUGCCCUGCUGCAGGCUCAAGGUUUCCAUGGUGAGAUUGAAGACAUGCAGCAGUGGCUGAAAGACACAGAGCGUCAGCUGUUAGCAUCAAAGGCCCUUGGAGGCUUACCAGACACGGCCCGAGAGCAGCUUAACACCCAUCUGGAGGUCUGCAGUACACUGGAAGCCAAGGACGAAAUAUACAAGCAGCUUCUUGCCCGAGGCCAGCAAAUUUUGGCAAUGACCCCUGAGGGUCAAGACAGCACCACUGAACUGGACCUACACAACCUGCAGGAGAAGUGGGAAUGUGUUCAGGCCAAAGUGACAGAGAGGAAGGCAAAACUGGAGGAGGCCCUGGCGAUGGCCACAGACUUCCAUAACUCACUGCAGGAUUUCAUUAACUGGCUGACCCAGGCAGAACAGACCCUUACUAUGGCUUCACCUGCCUCCCUCAUCCUGGAGACCAUCAUGUUCCAAAUAGAUGAGCAUAAGGUGUUUGUGACUGAGGUCAACUCACAUCGGGAUCAGAUCAUCGAGCUGGAUAAGACAGGAACACACCUCAAGUACUUCAGUCAGAAACAGGAUGUGGUGUUGAUCAAGAACCUCCUGCUGAGCGUUCAAGGCCGCUGGGAGAAGGUCGUGCAGCGGUCAGUGGAGAGAGGACGCCUGCUGGACGAUGCCAGGAAACGUGCCAAACAGUUCCACGAGUCCUGGAACAAACUGAUGGAGUGGCUGGAGGAGUCAGAGAGAGUUCUGGACUCCGAGCUGGAGAUCGCUAAUGAUCCAGACAAGAUCAAGACGCAGUUAACCCAGCACAAGGAGUUCCAGAAAGCUCUGGGCAGCAAGCAUUCGGUGUACGACACCACCAGUCGCACGGGCCGAGCUCUGAAGGACAAGACCUCCUUGCAAGAUGACAACCAGAAACUGGACGACAUGCUCAGUGAGCUCAGGGACAAAUGGGACACAGUCUGCGGGAAAUCUGUGGAGAGGCAGAAUAAGUUGGAGGAGGCUCUGCUGUUCUCAGGUCAGUUCACAGACGCAUUGCAGGCUCUCAUCGACUGGCUCUAUAAAGUGGAACCACAGCUAGCUGAAGACCAGCCCGUGCAUGGAGACAUAGACCUCGUCCUGAACCUCAUCGACAGCCAUAAGGUGUUCCAGAAGGAGUUGGGCAAAAGGACUGGCAGCGUGCAGGCUUUGAAGCGCUCGGCCCGUGAGCUUAUUGAGAGCAGCCACGAUGAUUCGUCCUGGGUCAAAGUUCAGAUGCAAGAGCUGAGCACACGCUGGGAGACGGUCUGCAGCCUCUCUGUGUCCAAACAGACACGGCUCGAGCAGGCACUCUGUCAGGCUGAGGAGUUCCACUCCACUGUUCAUAUCUUACUGGAGUGGCUUGCCGAGGCCGAGCAGAGCCUUCGUUUCCACGGUGCCCUGCCUGAAGAUGAAGAAGCCCUCCGUGCUCUCAUUGAACAGCACAAGGAGUUUAUGAAGAAGCUGGAGGAGAAGCGACUAGCCUUGAAUAAAGCCACAAGCAUGGGAGAAGCCAUCCUGUCCAUCUGCCACCCAGACUCCAUCACCACCAUCAAACACUGGAACACCAUCAUUAAAGCACGCUUUGAGGAGGUAACAGCCUGGGCCCGACAGCACCAGCAGAGACUCUCCAGUGCUCUGGCUGAACUGCUGGCCACUCAAGAACUGCUGGAGAACCUGCUGAACUGGCUGCAGUGGGCUGAAACCACGCUUGGUGAGAAAGACAAGGAAUCCCUUCCUCAAGAGUUAGAGGAAGUCAAAACGCUCAUCGCUGAGCACCAGGCAUUUAUGGAAGAGAUGACCAGAAAACAGCCAGAUGUGGACAAAAUCACAAAAACUCAUAAGAGAAAAGCCACAGCAGAUCCUCCAGUUCAGUCUCAAAUCCCAGUUUUAGAGAAAGGACGGACAGCCAGAAAGAGAUCUCCUACACAGUCCAUGUACACCGCAGCAUCACAGGCACAAAUCGAGACCAAGAACCCCAGAGUGAACCUGCUGGUUAGUAAGUGGCAGCAGGUAUGGCUGCUAGCACUGGACCGGAGGAGGAAGCUCAACGAUGCUCUGGACAGACUAGAGGAGCUGAAAGAGUUUGCUAACUUCGACUUUGACGUAUGGAGGAAGCGCUACAUGCGCUGGAUGAACCACAAGAAAUCACGCGUCAUGGACUUCUUCCGUCGCAUCGAUAAAGACCAGGAUGGCAAAGUCACGAGGCAGGAAUUCAUCGAUGGCAUCCUGUCUUCAAAGUUCCCCACCAGUCGUCUGGAGAUGAGUGCCGUUGCAGACAUCUUUGAUCGGGACGGCGACGGCUACAUCGACUACUAUGAGUUUGUGGCUGCUCUACAUCCCAACAAAGAUGCUUACAAACCAUUAACCGAUGCUGACAAAAUUGAAGAUGAGGUGACUCGCCAAGUUGCAAAGUGCAAGUGUCCGAAACGGUUCCAAGUAGAGCAGAUUGGAGCCAACAAAUAUCGGUUCUACCUUGGAAAUCAGUUUGGUCUCGUUCACUGCUUACAUGACCCCUUAAUCGCCGACGAGAAUAUAACAAACAGGGACAGUCAAAAUCUAACCCCCCAUCUACACGUUGCCGUUUUGGAAAGCUGUAUCCUGUUUGGAGAUUCGCAGCAGCUGCGGCUGGUGCGGAUCCUGCGCAGUACGGUGAUGGUGCGAGUCGGUGGUGGUUGGAUGGCCCUGGAUGAGUUCCUGGUGAAAAAUGACCCAUGCAGAGUUCACCACCACGGGAGCAAAAUGUUGCGCUCGGAAUCAAAUUCUUCAAUUACUCAGUCUCCUAUAGGUUGGCAACUCUCACACUUUCUCUCCUUGCUCCAUCCCAGUGCUAAGGGCAGAACCAACGUGGAGCUGCGCGAGAAGUUUAUUCUCCCAGAAGGCACCACCCAGGUGAUGGCCAGUUUCCGCUACAGAGGUCGAAGGUCACGGCCGUCCUCAAGAGGUGCCUCCCCUAACAGAUCCAACUCUAGCCACAGCUGCCCCGCACAACCCAACCCGCCUGGUUCCAACACACCCAAGACACCCCAACAUUUAACCCGCAAUUAUGAUAAACCCUGGUUGACAAACAGCAAAUCAGCUACUCCUCUUAAAUCAUCUGACUCCUUUGACAGCCAAGGGUCAUCCAAUGAGAGCACCCCUAUUCAGGGCAGCAAGCUACGUCUUCCAGGCUAUUUGUCAGGAAAAGGCUUUCAGUCGGGAGAGGAUGGAUCCUUGAUAAACGCUGCAGUCAUGAAGGCCAGAGGUCAAGCCAUGGGGUUGAGUAAGAUCUCAAGCAGGCCUGGUAGCAAAGCAGGAAGCCGAGGGAGCAGUCGCCGUGGCAGCGACGCCUCAGACUUCGAUAUUUCAGACAUCCAGUCGGUUUGCUCAGACAUGUCGGAGACGGUGACAGACUCAGGGCGACCGACGCCACGCUCAGCCUCACGCCAACACGGAGGCAAACCCUCCAAAAUCCCAACUCCCCAACGGAGGAGCACCCCUACUAGCAAACUGGCUAAACCCACCAAGAGAUAGUCAAAAGUCCAGUGGGCAGAAACGGCCACGUUCCAGGCCUCUGUUCUGACAGCACUGGGUUAGCGCACACUAAACCGAGACUGGACAGAAGUAGAUUGACACUAAAGACUGCAAAGUGUUUUCGUUUUUAAAAAGCGUAGCAAGAUGUAAAUUAUUCUGUUGUGAACGUGAAAAAGGAAGUUGUGUGUGGGAUUGUGUGUGUGUGUGUGUUGAAUGCGAUGGCUUUGUGUAUUUGUCCUGUACUUUACGUGAAUGUUGCGUCAAUAAUAUUUUGUUUGAUCGCUGGGAAAGGUCAGCGAACACAAGAAGACUGUAUGUUGUUAGGUAAACUAACUCUUUUCCACAUGUUCGCGUUGAGGGAGAAGCUGAAUGUACAGUCGUUUCCUCCAGCGGACAUGCUUGUUGGCGAUUAUAUGCCCUUGUAUUCUGCCAGGACACCACAAUUAUUUAUUCAUCUAUUUAAAGUGCAAUGACAAGCUGCUGUUAUGCAUUUAAAGGGCAAUACGAUACCACUGCUACACUACAACUGUAACCCCUGCUAUCAUACACUACAGUUAAUCCUGAUCAUGGCCUUUAAACUUACAUAUUAAACAACCGUCUGUAGCACCCUCAGUAAUGUUAGUUUCUAUCAAAUCACAGAUCGCGUGCCACCUUACUGUGACUAGAACCUUCUGACUAAAAACAUUCAUAAGUGCAAUCAUGCCUGUGUACUCUAUGGUUCCUUUUUGCCUGAGUGAUGCAAAUUACUCAACUUUUUGUAAUAAAUAUGCUUGCAGAAAGCUGAACAAUA
Molecule: messenger RNA, 23745 nt
Organism: Puntigrus tetrazona (Sumatra barb)
Lineage: Eukaryota; Metazoa; Chordata; Actinopteri; Cypriniformes; Cyprinidae
Gene: dst
Product: dystonin
Exons: 104
Coding region: 210-22955 (7581 amino acids)
Biological process (GO): wound healing; cytoplasmic microtubule organization; intermediate filament cytoskeleton organization
Cellular component (GO): membrane; intermediate filament; hemidesmosome
Molecular function (GO): structural molecule activity; calcium ion binding; microtubule binding
Source: RefSeq, a predicted model, not a curated record